AUGGCUCUAAAACUUGACAUGAGCAAGGCAUAUGACAGAGUCGAAUGGAGCUUUGUGCCUACAGUAAUGUCCAAGAUGCAGUUCCCUCAGCAAUGGAUUAACACCAUACAAAAUUGCCUUAAGCUCAGUGUCUUGCUCCAUCCUUUCUUGACUUCCAUAUUGAAUAGAGCUGAGAGAAGUAGGGCUUUAACACCUGUUCAAAUUGGGAGAGGUCCAAUCUCAGUAAGCCAUCUAUUCUUUGCAGCUAACAACUUUAUGUUUUGCCAAGCUAACACUGAGGAGCUCAAUUGUGUUCUUAAUAUCCUUAAUCUUUAUGAAAGGGCCUCGGGUCAGGUGUUGAAUAAAGAAAAAUCCUCAAUCUUUUUUAGCAAGAAUACCAAACCUGUCACCCAACAAAAGGUCUUGCAGUUGGUAGGACUAAAAUCAUCUGGGGCUUUUGAAAAAUACUUGGGAUUGCCUACUUUUGUGGGAAGAGCAAAAGUUUCAGCAUUCCAUUCCCUUGUGGAUAGAACAUGGUCUCGAGUAGCAAAUUGGAAGACAAAGCACCUUUCUGUAGCGGGGAAAGAAACUCUCCUUAAAGAAGUUCUCCAAGCAAUUCCUAUAUAUGCCAUGGGGAUGUUUCUGCUUCCAGUCUCUAUCAUCAGAAAACUGAACCAACUGCUUAGGAAAUUCUGGUGGGGUUUUAAUGAAGAUACAUCUAAAAUUAAGUGGGUUUGUUGGGACAAAAUCAGUACUAACAAGGAAUCUGGAGGCCUUGGCUUCAGGGAUUUUAAAAAGUUCAACUUAGCUCUAUUAUCGAGGCAAGGGUUGAGGAUUAUACAGAAUCCAAACUCUUUGGUGUCCAUGGUUCUUAAAUAG
Messenger RNA from Juglans microcarpa x Juglans regia, 858 nucleotides. RefSeq lists its product as uncharacterized. Lineage: Eukaryota; Viridiplantae; Streptophyta; Magnoliopsida; Fagales; Juglandaceae. The record is from RefSeq and is a predicted model, not a curated record. The transcript has 2 exons. Bases 1 to 858 code for a protein of 285 amino acids.